Lachancea lanzarotensis is the source of this 1587-nucleotide messenger RNA. RefSeq names its product LALA0S11e03422g1_1 (gene CDC6). Gene Ontology annotation, cellular component: nucleus. NCBI's taxonomy places the organism in Eukaryota, Fungi, Ascomycota, Saccharomycetes, Saccharomycetales, Saccharomycetaceae. Gene Ontology annotation, biological process: mitotic DNA replication checkpoint signaling; cell division; DNA replication initiation. Bases 1 to 1587 code for a protein of 528 amino acids. The transcript has a single exon. Gene Ontology annotation, molecular function: ATP hydrolysis activity; DNA replication origin binding; ATP binding. The record is from RefSeq and is a predicted model, not a curated record.
AUGAAUCUAGUUACGAAAGUCUCCAAGUGUUCUGGUCUAAUCAAUCACGCAAUGAUCUCGACUGCCAAAACCACCACAGCUGCAACCGCAGAAUAUGAAAAUGGAAUACUUGGUUUGGGGAGAAAAAGGCUAGCCUUUGAAAUCUGUGAGGAUCAAAAUCAGGAUGAAGAACUAAACAGUCAUAUUGCUAAGAAGCGGGCUACCAAUGAUUGCGGACUGCUUACACCGCCUGGCUCGCCCGUGAAGCUUGCAUUCAAAAAAAAUGUACCUGGAACAACGGCAGGUUCAGUAUAUUCCCGUACCAAAGCAGUGCUCCAAAGGUGCUCGAAACUCUCACACAUUGGUUUCGAAGGUUGUCUUCCAACGAGAAAUGCGCAAUUUACACAGAUUAUGCAAUUUUUGACCAGUUCGAUAAGUUCUGGACAUGGAGAUUCUCUCUACGUCACAGGACCUCCAGGAACUGGUAAAACUGCACAAGUGGACCUCAUAAUACGCGAAAAGUUUCCAACGCUGGUUUUGGAGCAGCCGCGUUUGCAACACGAUCCAGAACUUCUCAACACCUCUUUUUUCAAAGCAGAUGAAAACAACUAUCAAUCAGUAGCUGUGGUUUCCAUCAACUGUAUCGCCAUCAAUAAUGCCGAAUCCAUUUUCGCGAAGAUCUACCACUCGUUCGCCAAACAACCGACUAUGAUGGUCCGCAAUGCUGAUGACCUGCAGCAAUUCAUGAAAAAGCAUACUCAAACCACAUUUGUCGUUAUUCUUGAUGAGAUGGACAAACUGGUGACAUCGAGUUUACAGGACACUAAUGCCACAAAACACAUAUUUGAUCUUUUCUUGAUGGCUAAACUGCCGUUUCUGAAAUUUGUUCUAAUAGGCAUAGCCAAUAGUCUGGAUAUGAAGGAUCGCUUUCUCUCAAGGCUCAACCUCAGGCAAGAAUUGGUACCCCGGACAGUCUCUUUCGCACCCUAUACCGCGGAGCAGAUGUCAGAAAUUGUGAUGGAAAAACUUAAGACUUUGGAUACAGAUACUAUCAUACAACCUAUUGCCAUCAAAUUUGCUGCAAAAAAGUGUUCUGGUAACACUGGUGACCUCAGAAAGCUUUUUGAUAUUCUCAGAUCAAGCGUUGAGAUUUUAGAGCUGGAGUCCUUCAAAUUGAGGAACCCAAGCGGUCUGAAAAGCGAUGCUGUCAAGGUCACCUUAGCCCAUGUUGCCAAGGUCUUUGCAACACUUCACAAUAAUUUCUCAACCAAAUCGCGCAUAACCAAGCUCAACAUGCAGCAACGACUGGUACUUUGCUCUUUGGUACAUCGCGAAAGAUCUGACAUCUUUCAAACGCAAACCUCGCUGGACGACGCGUACGAAUAUUAUGCAAGACUACUGCAUCAGAAAGACACCAUUUCUCCGCUGGAACGGAAAGAAUUUUUAGAGAUUUGCAACGCUUUGGAGUCCUGUGGGGUAGUGAAUAUAGCUCAAGGGAAAUCGCAAGGCAGGACCAGACACAUUGUUAGAUUCAUCAGAUCCAAUGUUGAUAAAAAAGAGUUCACUGACGAGAUUAGCAAAAUGCCGUCAUUGAAGGCUUACCUAUAG